Aphis gossypii (cotton aphid) is the source of this 1913-nucleotide messenger RNA. Its product is annotated as proton-coupled folate transporter-like. The transcript has 12 exons. Gene Ontology annotation, molecular function: transmembrane transporter activity. The coding region runs from base 393 to 1775 and encodes 460 amino acids. Gene Ontology annotation, cellular component: membrane. The record is from RefSeq and is a predicted model, not a curated record. Gene Ontology annotation, biological process: transmembrane transport. NCBI's taxonomy places the organism in Eukaryota, Metazoa, Arthropoda, Insecta, Hemiptera, Aphididae.
AUCAGCCUGUGGAAUCUGCGCGUAAAAUAUGAUACAAUUGGCGUAUCCGAAGUCCAUCAACAGACCAGUCAUGGUCAGACAACAAUGAAAAUAUAAUGUGGCACUACGAUGGUUAUAGAAAAUUCACUGCACAAAGAUUAGGAGGUGACACAGACUAGUUCAGGGAAAAUUGGAAAGUCUUUUUUAUUUGCAUUAGAUAAACAUAAUUUAUGCCAAAAAAAAAAUACGACGAGAAGAAAUUAAGACUCGAGAUCAAGCUGCUAGCUAAACAUGGAGAUUUGAAUGGUUUUUCAGAUUUAUUGCAAGUAAUUUUGGUCGGAUUUGUAUGAACUGUACGGUAAAUAAAAUAAACUAUUAAGGUUGACGAAGUUAAGUUUCAUUAUAAACCAGAGAUGGAGGACUUGGAGCCCACCAAUAAUGUAGAAGUCAAGAAUAGCAAAUUUGGGGUAACUUUAGAGCCAGUCAUGAUGUUAAUAAAUAUUGGAAUACAUGCAAAUUUGAUGGUGCAGACUAAUCUAUUCGAAGAACGUGUAUGCCUUCAUAGUGAUCUCGGACAAAAUAAAUCUGUGAAUUGUUACAAUAUGACUUCAGCUGAACAAGAAAUAGUUCAGCCAGCUGCGGCAGAUUAUUUGAUGAUUAAAAACUUAAUUGAGUCAUUUGUACCUUGUAUAAUGACAUUGUUUUUAGGUGCCUGGAGUGACGUGAAUGGCCGUAUACCUUUGUUAUUAAUAGCUAUCUCAGGCAUGGUAAUAUCUAACUGUAUGUUCAGCGCAUUUUCUACUAUACCAAAUCUGUCUCCCGUUAUGUUUUUGCUGUGCAGCCUACCGAUUGCCUUAAGUGGUGGAACUAGUGUAUUGUAUUUAGCUGCAUUUUGUUAUUUUGUUGACAUCAUCGAUAGUAAAUCAAGAGCUUUCAGGUUAGGUAUUUUAUACACAUUUAUCAACUUUGGAUCAAUACUUGGAUCUGUACUGAGUUCAAUAUUGUAUAAUAAAUCUACUACUUACGCUUAUUGCCUUUCAUCGUUUGUUUCGAUAGCUGGACUUCUUUAUACGUAUAAUUUUCUUGAGGAAUCAAUAGUCAUUAAAAUGGGAGCAAAUACAAAACUAUUCAACAUCAAACUGGUAAAAAAUAUGUGGCAAACUGUUAUAAAACAACGACAAGGGUACUUAAGAUGCGUAAUUAUACUAUCUACACUGUCGUUAACUCUUAAUUUUAUCAUUUUACUUGGAGAAAGUUCGUAUAUGUAUAUGUAUCUACAGAAACAAUUUGGGUGGACGAUGGAAAAAUAUUUACCGUUUACAGCGUAUACUACACUAUUACACGCCACCGUUCCCGUGAUCGUUGUGUACGUGUUCAACACCAAACUUCAAAUUCCUGAAAUGUUUAUCGUUACCGCUGUUACAGCCCUGGGGAUUUUCGAAAAGGUUGGUUUCGCGUACUCGGUGUAUGAAUGGCAAUUUUAUGCUGUGAAAAUUGUUGGAAGCACUGUGUACGCAACUCCAACGUUGGUACGAUCUCAAUUAUCCAAAUGUCUUCCAUCAAAAGAUAUAGGAAAAAUAUUAACAUUCAUAAGUCUGGUUGAAUCGCAUGGACUAUUACUCUACUCGCCACUAUACAACAUGGUCUACGUUUCAACAAUACACAAUUUCGCAAAUUAUAUAUUUUUAUUUUCGGCAAUACUUGACACAUUUAUGUUUGGCUUAUUCGGAACAAUAUUAUUCUUACUUUCAAGAAGCACCACAACAGUUGAUUUUUCAAUCGAAAACCUAUUUUAACCAGAUCAAAAACAAACAUUUAAUGUUCAUAAUAACACUUUUUCUUGCAUUAAAAAUGAUAUUUACAAAAAUCAUGUUUUACUUUCACAAAUGUCAUAUAACAUAAUCAAUUUACACUGAACAUAACUUAUAUAAUGA